GUGACACUGAUGUUGGGGCUUAGCACGCUGCACGUUUGUUUUUAUUUUGAUUUUGUUGGGCCAGAAAUCGCAGUAGAAUGGCAAAGACGAAGAAAAAUGUGAGGGCCAAGGCGAAAAGCGUGGUGGGGGCGGCCAAGCAGAAGGCGCAGGACAUGAAGGCCAAGCAGCGCGAGGAUCGGCUGCUUCACAAGACCCUUACGCCCAAGAAGACGACCACCAAGAAGGAGAAAUCCGAGGCGAAACACAAGAAGCUGCUCAAGCGAUUCGCCGAAACGCGUAAGGAACGCAAGGAGGAGCGCAAGAAUAACGAGAAGACCAAGGUCUUCGGAGAUCUAAAAUCACUGCGGGAUGCCCUACCCUCGCUGCAGGACAUCUACAAGCUGGUUAAGACCAAGCAAAAGGAUGUCUCGGAGCAGGCAGCCCUCGCAGAACCAGAGGUCCGGCUGAGUGCCAACGAGAAGAUUCGGAAGAAACGCACUGAAAUGGUCAACACCGUCAAGUCCUUCGAGAAGCUCAUCAAGGACAAGAACUUCAAGAAGAAUCCCCGCGAAUUCAUUGCCGCCCUUGUGCGCAACAAGUAUCAGGGGAUGGAAGAGGACGACCACGAAUAGAAGCCACAAAUUACCAUAUUUCAAAUCAUUAUUUUUAGGUAUAAACAUAAAUUUUACAAGGAUUGUAAAGAACUAUAUGACGCAAGUAUGUUAGUCAAAAACACUAUGAAAAACGUUACUAAUUGAGCACUGUUAAAUAAACUGUGUGUAUUUCUACAACAAUUUAUGAUCAAUGCUUCCAGCUAAAAUACGCUGUUGCCCCCAAGUAAAAAAAGUUUGAUUUUGUUUAUUAAGAAGUAUCUUUAUUAUAUAUGCAUUAGGUAUAGUUAUCAUUUAACGAUGCAUAUAAAUAUUACACGUACGAAUGUAAGUUGUAAGCAUUAAAUCGUAAGAGGGUCAACAGAACGAGGAUUAGA
Molecule: messenger RNA, 967 nt
Organism: Drosophila mauritiana
Lineage: Eukaryota; Metazoa; Arthropoda; Insecta; Diptera; Drosophilidae
Exons: 1
Coding region: 78-611 (177 amino acids)
Biological process (GO): maturation of SSU-rRNA from tricistronic rRNA transcript (SSU-rRNA, 5.8S rRNA, LSU-rRNA)
Cellular component (GO): nucleolus; preribosome, small subunit precursor; 90S preribosome
Source: RefSeq, a predicted model, not a curated record